AUGCCAGUUAAAGCUACGUCUGUCAGUACUGAAGAAGAAAUAGAGGAUGACCCCCAGCACGAGACGUCACAAACCAGAGAGACCGAAAUAAGUACACACUUCCUGUGGGACCUGGGCGAGGAAGUAGCGGAGCAGAGGGAAGUGGCGGAUGGCGACGAUACCGACGCAGACGUCGACGGCGGCCCGCUGGAGCGCGCCUGCUCUUGCGAAGGACCCGCCUGCACGUGCUGCGUGGACUUCAAUUUCACCUACGUCGAUCUCGGUGGCCCAGGAUGUGUGGAGAUGACAUACCUGUCUCCUGCUGAAGGAAUUAAUGUCAAUAUUUCUUAUGGAGACAAUGUCCUUCUGAGUGAAGCAAUCAAGGGUGCAAAACCAGAUCCAGUGUGUCUAAAUAUGCUGGGUGGCCUCACACAACUGUGCGCACGAUUUAGUGAUCUUGCACCUACCUCUGAUGGGUUGAGAUGGUGCUUGCAGUUGGAACCUGCUCUACUUGGUGAUGUACAAGCUCAGUUCCCACUUGGCUGCUUUCGAAUGGGAUCAAAUGGAAUGGUUCCGGAUCCACCAGUGAAUGCCACACUGCCACCAGCCAAUACCGUUGAGACAACUGAUGAAGACAUCAAUGAAGAAGCUUUAAUUGCAGCAGUAAAUGAAUCAGCUGAAGAAAGUAUUUCAUUCCUGAGUAAUCUUUUAGGAAUUACAUUGUCAGGAUCAAACAAAACUCAAGAACAAAACACAACUGAAGUAGCAACAGAAUCUUCAGAGAAUCCAGAAAGCAAAAGGUCAUUGCAGCAACAUAAAAAAACAUUCAUAAAAAGUGCAAAUGAGAAGUUGUGAAAUCAUUUCUCACAGC
Molecule: messenger RNA, 850 nt
Organism: Schistocerca piceifrons (Central American locust)
Lineage: Eukaryota; Metazoa; Arthropoda; Insecta; Orthoptera; Acrididae
Exons: 5
Coding region: 1-834 (277 amino acids)
Source: RefSeq, a predicted model, not a curated record